Boleophthalmus pectinirostris (great blue-spotted mudskipper) is the source of this 4166-nucleotide messenger RNA. RefSeq names its product enhancer of polycomb homolog 1-like. Gene Ontology annotation, cellular component: piccolo histone acetyltransferase complex. Gene Ontology annotation, biological process: regulation of transcription by RNA polymerase II. The record is from RefSeq and is a predicted model, not a curated record. Lineage: Eukaryota; Metazoa; Chordata; Actinopteri; Gobiiformes; Gobiidae.
UGUUGUGCAUGGCGCACUGAAGCGGCGCACUGAAGCGGCGCGGAGCGGAGCGUCACAAAAACACAGUCCGACAGAGAGCGACGAGACCCGGCCUCCCCGGCUCCGAGGCGACGCCCUAAACACUAGCACAUCCGAACAUUAGACUGAGACUCCCCAGACACAUCCAUGAAAGCUCCACUCGGCUCCGCUGUGGACAUCUGGAGAUCGGAUAUAUUUAUAUCGCGUCUGGAAUUGUGAAAAAUGAGUAAAUUGUCGUUUCGGGCGCGGGCGCUGGACGCUUCCAAGCCUCUCCCCGUCUUCCGCUGUGAGGAUUUACCGGACCUGCACGAAUAUGCAUCCAUCAACCGGGCCGUGCCGCAGAUGCCCACGGGGAUGGAGAAAGAGGAGGAAUCGGAGCACCACCUCCAGAGGGCGAUCUCAGCGCAGCAGGUUUAUGGAGAGAAGAGAGACAACAUGGUCAUCCCCGUCCCCGAGGCCGAAAGCAACAUCCCCUACUACGACUCCCUGUACCCCGGGGAGUUCAAGAUGCCCAAGCAGCUCAUCCAUAUACAACCGUUCAGUCUGGACACGGAGCAGCCCGACUAUGACCUGGACUCUGACGAUGAGGCGUUUGUGCUGAAGCUGAAGAAGAAGAUGGAGAUCAGUCUGCUGCAGUUUGAGGAGAUGAUCGACCGUUUGGAGAAGGGCAGCGGACAGCAGUCGGUGAGUCUCCCGGAGGCGAAGCUGCUGCUGAAGGAGGACGACGAGCUGAUCAAGGAGGUGUUCGAGUACUGGAGCAGGAAGAGGAAGAGCAGCAAAGCACAGUCCCUCAUCCCCACCGUCAAACAGGAGAAGAGAGACGGCUCCUCCACCAACGACCCCUACGUGGCCUUCAGACGCAGGACCGAGAAGAUGCAGACGCGAAAGAACCGUAAGAACGACGAGGCGUCGUACGAGAAGAUGCUGAAACUGCGGCGGGACCUGAGCAGAGCCGUCACCAUUCUGGAGAUGAUCAAACGGCGAGAGAAGAGCAAGAGGGAGCUGCUGCACCUGACGCUGGAGAUCAUCGAGAAGAGGAACGGCAUGGCGGAUUACGGCGGGGAGGUGAUGGCUGAAGUCCUGGCGGAGCGCGCUCUGGUCCGGCCUCAGAUCAUCCCCCUGGUCCCUCUCACCAACCAGUACAGACACCAGGACCACGCCGACCUCAAGGACUACAAAUCCAAGCCCGAGAAGUGUGAAGUUCCCCGACAGAAGAGGAAAUAUGAGAAGAAACAGAAAGCACUGCCGCUGUCAGCAGGGGGCGCUCACCACCCGUCUCUGUUCAACGCCAAGGACCUGAACCAGUACGACUUCCCCAGCUCCGACGACGAGCCCUACUCCCAGAUGCUGUCAGGGUCGUCGGAGGCGGAAGAGGAGAACGACCCCGACGGAGCGUACGCCUUCAGGAGGAGAGCGGGCUGCCAGUACCACGCGGUGCGUCCGGACGCUCUGGGCUCGUGGUCGUGGUGUGGUCCAGCAGAGGGCGCUCUCUCGCAGCCUCGGUUCAGAUACAGCCUCACGUCGCUCACGGUGCCGCGCCGGUGUCUGGGGUUGGCCCGGAGGAGAGUGGGGCGCGGCGGCAGGGUUCUUCUGGACCGGGCGCACUCGGACCUGGACCCCGUUUAUCAGGAACUGUCUCCAGAGCGACCGGACCUGCCCCCCUCCCCUCCCUCCCCUCCCCCUUGUGCCAGCGCGUGCCCCCCCUCCUCCCCCCGCGUGCCAGCGAGUGCCCCCCUCGGCGCCGACCCGGAGCGCCCGCCGGAGAGGGACUGGCACACCGACCUGACUCGCCUGCUGCUGAGCAUAAAGGCCUGCCGCUGGAGACACUUCAGGCCCCGGACUCUGCCCCUGUCCCAGCUCGACCACGCCCACCCCCUGUUCAGGAGGAUGAGCCGCCGACACAAGCCCCCCCCCGCACAACCCGCCCCGCGCGCCUGCCCCCGGGGAGGCAGGGCCGCCAACCAGCCCGAACGCCAGGUGCUGACGUCAGAACAGUUCCAACUUCACCAGGAACAACUCGCUCUGAUGAAGAAACACCAACUGGAGCAGGCGCAGCAGCACCACCCCCCGCCUCCUGGAGUGACUCUGGACCAGGCCUCUGCUCAGGUCGCUGCUUCUGCUCUGGUCACGGCCGAUCAACUGCUCGCCCUGAAGAGUAAAGACGACCUGCCACCAGGAGGCGCCGUCAACGGAGUCCUCUCCCCCUCAGGUGUGUACAAAGCGUCUCACCUGUCGAGUUCGGCGUCCCCGUCCCCCGCAGCUCCAGCCCCCAGCCCCAGCGCGCUCCUGCCCAGCUCCACCGCCUCCACCGCCCCCCACAGCAACAACGGCUCCGCCCCCCACGCCAACGCCGGCUCCGCCCACGGUCACGGCGUCCGCGCGGGAGCCCCGGUCCCGGGGAAACGCCUGCACGGCUCCAGGACCCUCCCCUCCUCCGUGGGCCCCUCGCCGCUCAAACUGUCCCACUGUCAGAAGCCCAAAGCCCCGACGCCGGCCCCCACCGCCGCCCUCAGCCUGGGGCCCAGGGAGAAUCACGAGCAGGAGAAAGGGACACUCAACAGUCUGUCAGAAAACACAGUGGCCAUGGAGGUUACGUAGCUCCGGUCACCUCCUCCUCCUCCUCCUCCUCCUCCUCUUCCUCUUCGUCUCCUCCCUCCCUCACUCCUCCUCUUCUCCCUCUCUCCUCCUCCUCCUCCUCUUCCUCUUCUAUCAUUCCUCGUCUUCGCACAGUGGCCGUGGAGUUUACGUCGCUCUGGUCCACUCCUCUUCCUCGUCCUCUUCUUCCUCGUCUCCUCGUCCUCGGUCCUUCAGGUGCUACUCGUCAGUUCUGCGGCCAGUCUCAAGAUGGCGCCUCUCUGGACUGUCCCUGGACCCUCCCUGGACUCACCGACCCCUCCCUGGACCCUGGACCUCCUCUGGACUCUCUCCGGAUCCUCUAAACCCACCCAGGUCCCACCCAGGUCCUCUCUAAGUCCUCCUGGACUCCCUGGACCUUCUAGCCCCUCCAUGGACUGUCUGACCCCUCCUCUGGACUCUCUAAACCCUUCCUGGACCCACCCAGGACCCUCUCUAAGUCCUCCUGGACUCCCUGGACCCUUGUCACCCUCCCUGGACUCUCUGACUCCUCUCUGGACCUCCUCCGGACCCUCUAGCCCCUCUCUGGACUCUCUAAACCCUUCCUGGACCCACCCUCCCUGGACUCUUUGAAACCUCUUUGGACUCUUAACUUGACCCUCUCUGGACCUCCUCUGGACCUCCUCUGGACCUCCUCUGGACCUCCUCUGGACCUCCUCUGGACUCUCUAAACUCUUCCUGGAUCUGCCCUGGAUCUUCUGGACCCACUGGACCCGCCCCUGACCCCUCCCUGGACUCUCUGAAACCUCUCUGGACCCUCCUUUGCCCCUCCCUUGACCCUCCCUGACCCGUCCCUGACCCGUCCCUGGACCCUCUGCCCCCGUGCCCCCGCGUCCCUGUGGCUGUGGUGUAAACUUCAGUCGAACUGUACAGCACAUUUGUAAAGCCUCAUUCUUGUAUAUUACAUGACUUGAAUACAGAUUUGUUCAUUUGUGAUGUUUUGCACUCGACAUGAAAAAAACCCUGAUGAAUUAAAGAAAAGAAGCUUCUUCUCUGCGGCGGAGCAGAGUGGACCGCAUGGCGCCCCCCGCUGGUCGUUCGCGUGCCGUCGCCUCCCGUUCCGUUCCAGAUCCUCCGGUUCCUUUUUUUUCCGGUCGGCCGUUCUUCCGCCGCGCGACGUCUCCUCUUCCGUACGUCAGACGAACCCGAGAGACCGAAGGGCGCCCGCUCCGUGUGACCUCCGACCCCAUCACUACUCUCCUCCUGGGCGACCUCCGACCCCGGCACUACUCCUCCUCCUCGUCCUCGUCGAUGCUGCUCUCGGUGGCUUCACGUCGGGGCGAGCGCUCUUCGGUUUCUUCGGUUUCUUCGGUUUCUUCGGUUUCUUCGGUUUCUUCGGUUCCUUCGGUUCCUUCGGUUCCUUCGGUUCCUUCGGUUCCUUCGGUUUCCUCCUCCUGUUUUGACCUCCGGCCGUGAACGCGAGUUACCGGGUGGUGCCUUUUCAACUUGGGAAUAAAGUGAAACGAAAAUAAAACCUGUGCUCUCUUCUGUGAAGAGUUUGGUACCGAACUCAA